UUAAAUAUCCUUAAAGUUGAAUUUGGGAUUUAAUUCGAAUAGGUUUUAAUAUGUGAACUUGGGUUAAAUUUGAGUAAGAGGAAGAAGGAUGAGACGUGAUUUUUAUGUACCAUUCCUGGUAAAUUGAUCGUUCUGAAGAAUUGAUUAAUAUGAAGAGGCAGGAGAUUAUGAAUGUAAAUACAUUCGGAUGAUGGUCGUCGGGAGUUUUUGUUUCCUACAAGAAAUACAAUGGAUAGUGUUUUUGAGGCCCUCCAAGAGUCUCUACCUGUAAUCUAUCGAUAAAGAGUCUCUACCUACGAUCUGUGGUCGAGACACCUUGAAGGAGGCCAUUGGAUCUUUUGGAGCUUGACCACAGAUUUUAGUUAGAGACUGUUAUCCAUAAAUCAUAGGUAAAUGCUAUUAUCCAUACAACGUAGAGUAGAAAGUAAGAAUUGGGUUUUAUCAAGUGUUAGAGAACAAAUGUUGAUUCUUAAAGAUUGGAAUGUCAUAUCUUCAAUCUCGAUAGCUUUUCACUCUAUCUGAGUACUUUCUCUUAGAGAGAUGGGUUGUCUCUAUCCUCAGCAAGCUUACCAGUACCCGAGUGUAUCGAGCCUUUUGCUUCCUCCACAAUCUCCCUUUUCUCAAUUUAAAGGAGGAAAACUCAAUUUGUAGAAAGCAUUCUUUCAGGGGGAGCUUACUGUAUUUUCCUCAAUUCCUAUCAAUAAUCUUCACAAUACUUUUGUAAUUUAGUAAUUAAUAUUUAUUUAUUUAAACCGCAUCUUUCAUUAAUUACAUUUGUAUAAUUGAAACAAUACAUUUGGUGUACCUAUACCGAAUAUGUAAAUUAAUUGUCUUCCAGUUACGCUUCAAAAUAAUUUUUUUUUUCUUUUAUAAGACAGAAAAUAUAUUUAUCCUUUCUUCAAAUUAAAGCUUUAUAUAUGAAUAUUUACCUGUGUACAUAGUCUAAGCGCUUAAUUAAAGCUCUAAGUGUGUUUAAUUCGAGGGUCACUAUUUAUUAAUUAGUUUAUAAUACAAAUAUAAUGUUGUGAAACAAGAUGUUGACCAAUAGACGAGACGAAACAGGGGUGUAACCUUGGAGAAACGUAUAGAUAGUGAGAGAUAAUAGUAGAAAAUUUGAAGGACAGAACGGUAUAUUUGAGAGAAAGUGAAUGCUAUGACGUGACGAAUCUUUUAUCAUGCUGAGAGGAGCAUAUACGAUUUAACCAUUUGCCAUGUUAACUCCCCGACAGUUCCUACAAAAUUACAGACUGCCACAAGCUGCCAUACAGAAAAGUGAGGAGAAAUUGUCGAAAAUAUUGUUAUUUAAAUGUUACACUUAUCUAAAAUUUCACGGUCACGUCCUGGAUCGUGAUGGAGCCGAAAGAAUUAGAUCCGUGGGUCCUCCUAUUGUUAUACCCGAGACGUUUCCCGGUUGGAUGGCCAUGAUCACUAGAGACGGCCAAACAGCGGGGUAUUUUCUUAAUAUUCGACAAAUUGCCGAAGCGGGAGUGACUCACUUCCUCGUACGUGACACAAUUAAUGGAUACCAACGUUUCCCAUGCAGGAAAAGAGGACAAAAGUAUAAAAAAAUCGUCAUUAACGGCGGAGAAGUGCUGAGGUACAUCAGAACUUACGAGAGUUAUAGGGGGAGAUUAUAUAAAAGGGAGCCUAAAAGAUACGCUAAAUGCGCGAGAAAGGAUGGGAAAUUAGUUCUACUACCUCACGAAACUUUAGGGAGGUUUUAUAUGGUGGCUAACAAAUACGAAUUCACUCAUAAUCACCUCUUCAGAAUAUCGGAUCUGCUACGUCAGGAGCAGUUACAGCUACCAUUAGUGACGUUGUUAAUAACCGGAUAUCCGAAAGAUAUGAAAGAUUUUAGUAAAAUUAUACGUCUAGAAACCAUCCAGCCGCAAACUGUUAUUUUGGCAUCGAAAUUUCGCGAUAAGGAACCGAUACUGUUCGAAACCAACUUGGAUUCCAACGUUACUCUACAGGCGACUCGCUUCGAUUCUUCCACGCAAAAUUUGCUAAAAUAUUGCCAAGAAUUUGCAGAUAAUUGGAGGAACAGCAUAAAGUAUCAUAAAGACGAAAGACGUCGCAAGGGGAGCUUCACGCGAAAGAGAUUUGUCAAUUUGUUUAGGUACGAGAGACGUUAUUUGUCGUUCAGGAAGAAGAUUAAAAGUAGUGGCAGCAGCACCGGUAGAUCGCGGAUAUCCGCUUAUCACGUUUACGACAGUAUCGAUGGCGUGUCAAACAGUUCCGUCCUGACUCUGGAUGUUCCUUUUGCUAAAAAUACAACCGUCAUUCAGCUGAAUAAUAUGCGAGACAAUGAGAAUCCUUACGAAUCCGUUUGCUAAAGUUUUUUUCAUAGCUUCAAUACAAUUAAAACUCAUUUAAACGAGAUUUUCUGCUUACAAACUUUCUCAUUUUUUUUUAGAAAAGUCCAUUAAAGAGCAUUAAAAUUGUUGGUUUUAAUACAACAGUUUAUUCGUUUCUUAAACGUCUGAAGCGCACUCUUAUGUAUGUACAGUACGUCCCACAAGCGUACAAACACAGGUGUACAUAGAAAAACACAAGCGCGCGCUUAUUUAUGCGUCACUGCACUAAGCCAUUGUCUUCGCUAGUGCGCUGUCGAAAACGUUUCACGCAACACUUACAAAAUUAUUUUAUUUUUAAUCUUUCCAACGACAAUACAAUUUGCAACACUACUCCAAAGACAGGCUUCAGCUGUCAUUAGUCUAACCUUGCCUCUCAAAAUAAAUAUCAGCUUCACCGACUUUAAAAAAAAAUUAUAAAAGAUUAACACACGAUUCGUUAGUUUUAAAUUAAUACACAUUAAUUAUGUAUAUUUACAAUCGAUUCCGACACCCCGUUUUUAGCGAGUGCCGCUAGCGGUUUACUCGUCACGCGUGUUCUAUUAAUACAAUGGAAAAUUUCCCACAACAAUCAAUAAUUGUAUUAACGUGUAUUGAGCGAGUCAGCGGCAAUAAUUCAUAAAGAAAAGGAAGCGGUUUGUGUCAAAAUCGAUUGAAAAUUUGCUUAAUUAAAUAAUAUUAAUGUACAACGAGUUAAAACUGUUGAGGGGGAGAUGGUGGAUAAUGCGUGUUGCUGUCCCCUCAUCGGUCAAGUCUUGCAGUCUUGUCGUUAGUGUUACAAAUUUUAUUACCCUUAAAUAAAUACAAUUAAACGAUAUUUUCGUGGUGUGCACUACGUGUGACGUGAGCUACGUAUGGUGUCACUACACGUGACGUAAACUACGUGUGAAGUACUACGUGUGACGUGUUUUGUGACUUCAUACAUACACGUGCACAUUUAAGUAAAUAAACACGAAAUGUUUCCUUAUUUGGCGGGAAAGUAUGCCUCGAUUCAUCACCCUCGUAACAAGAUACAAACUUAAUAUUCAGAAAAUGAUGCGCCUCUCCCGUUUCUCGUUUAUUCCAGGAGCCAUUAUUACGUAACACAAGUUCAUUUAAGUAAUUAUCGGCUUAGUUUGAUUCAUUGGCUCCAGACGGCAGCGUGUAGUAGGCCUUAUUACAGCGGCCAUAUUUAUGUUCAUUACGCCAAUGCUUCUCCGAUCCGUAUUGCAAAUUAUGGAGGUUUUAACCGGGUUCGAAUCCUCGGGUGGUUUUGGUAGUCGUGUGGGGUAUUCUGGGAUUCUUCUUUACUGACCAGAAAACCCUUCAACUUUUGCAAUUUAAUUAAUUCACGUAUAAAAUAAAAAAAAUUAAAAUAAUACAAAACAUAAAUCUGAACAAUGUGGCUUGCGUGUAACUUGCCACUAUAUUUUUAAAUCAGUUUUAUUUUAAUAAAUUAAAUAUUUUCCUGGUAAUAAAAUAAGAAAUUGUUAGAGGCAUUGGAAAAUUUACAAUGAAAUUAGUCCUUCAAACUUGUGACGUUAACAGGGGCUUUUUUUAAUCUCGACUAACCUUGAACACAAUUAAAUAAUGAACUUUGAUAGCUAGUUAUUUCGUCAUCACAGAGGACUUUCGUUGUUGCACAGUGUUGUAAAGUGUGUUGUUGCACAGUUAAUUUAAUAAAACAACACAUUUCACUGCAGUUUGUUCGAUGAAGUUGCUGUGUGACGUCACGAUCCUCGAUUUGUCGUACAGAAUUUCUUCAGGAAUGAGAAGCAGCGAAAGUCCACUUACAUAUAGAAGCCUGAAGACACGAAGAAUUGAAAAUUCAAUUACGUUUACAAUGACUCGAAUUACACAGGAAAUAUUACAUCAUAGGUAUUGCACUGUAAUUCAUUAAUAUCUUCAUUGUGAAAUCGGACUUUCUCACUUCUAACGAUGACUCAUCGGCAGAUAACCGUACUUAGAGGACUUUAACAUUUUGUAUAAGCUGCAGCAAACGAAGUAGAAUAUAAUACGUAGAGUGGCAAUGCCCAUUUUUACAGCACUCUCGGUGGCAACGAUCAACGCGUUGCCUUUAUACAACACAAAUGGUUCGUCCCCUUGACUAAAAGAAAAAUGGCGGACGUGUAUUCAAAUUUCUUCGUACAUGGCGUCACUUCAUGUAUGUAGUAUGUUCUAGAUCGUGUUUGCAGUAGCAUCUAGAACUGCACUUAAUGUGUCGACGUCGUCGUUAAACUGGGAAAAGAAUAAUUUAAUUUUAUUUAUACUAAAAUAACGUAUAAAGGGAGACAAAUUAAUAAAUAAAUAAAGUGGGCGUGUGACAACAUGGAGUGUAUAGUAUGUCAUAGUUACGGUACAUGCAAUGGUAUCGUGUCUCGUAGUAUUAUUGUU
Messenger RNA from Centruroides sculpturatus (bark scorpion), 4727 nucleotides. RefSeq lists its product as uncharacterized. The transcript is spliced from 3 exons. The record is from RefSeq and is a predicted model, not a curated record. The coding region runs from base 1212 to 2336 and encodes 374 amino acids. Lineage: Eukaryota; Metazoa; Arthropoda; Arachnida; Scorpiones; Buthidae.